UUGUUCAAGAAAGAGUCUGCUAAUGAUGGCAAACUGCUGAAGAGGAUUCUUGUGUGGAUGGUAUUUGACACUAGCAAACCUUACCAAACAGAGGACGGACCCAGGUUCUAUAGGAGAAUAAUUAAAAGAGGAGACAUUAAGAUGUCGGAGCCUCCCGGGUGCUGCAUAUGUCUGGAUGAGGUCACCACCCCUGCCUCCCUCCCCUGCGGACACUGCUUCUGCCUCGGGUGCAUAGGGGAAUAUUGGCGGAUCCAUGACUCCUGCCAGUGCCCUCUCUGUAAAGCAGUCUUCCCCGACAGGACGCGGCUUCAAACCGGCCAGGCUCCUCAGACCCAGGACGCCGCCGCCCCUCUGAAAGCCGGGGAGGUGGCCUGCGAUUUCUGCCGCACCAGGCGGCCGGCGGUCAAGUCCUGCAUGCGGUGCCUGGCCUCGUACUGCGCCGCCCAUCUGGAGCCGCACUACCGGAGCGACGCGCUGGGACGCCACCUUCUGAUCGGCGUGGCCAAAAACCUGGAGGACUCGGUGUGCAGGCUCCACGGGAGGAGGCUGGAGCGCUUCUGCAAGAGCGACCAAACCUGCAUUUGCACCAAGUGUGCUCGGACAGAGCACAGGGGUCACCGCAUCACAUCUGUCAGCCAAGAAGCCGCAAAGAAGAAGGUUAAGCUUAACCACAGGCGGCUGAAACUUCAGCAGGAGAUUCAGCAGAGACUGGGGCAGGUGGAGAAAAUGAAGCUCUCGACAGCGGAGCGGACCCAGAACGGAGAGCUCGCCCGACAGCUGGAAGAGGAAAUCACAGAGCUGCAGGGCGCCGAUGAGGAGCUGGAGAGGCUCUCACACACUGAAGACAGCCUGCAUUUCCUACAGAGAUUCCCACACUGUGAACGUGAUGAUGGAUCCAAAGACAUGGCUUCCAGUUCCAAUUCCCCCGGUGACUCGGGCUCACUUCAGAAGCAUCUCAGCUGCUCCGUCUGCAUGGAGACCUUCAAAGAUCCCGUCACCACAGCUUGUGGUCACACCUUCUGCAGGAAAUGCCUGGACCUCCACAUCGAACACGCUUCGUCCUCGUGCCCCCUUUGCAAGACGCAUUUGAACAAAGCCCCAAGUGUGAACAUCGUGCUCAGAGACAUCAUCCAACUGAACAACAAGCCGAGACGCCGACCUCCCAAUGAGUUCACCGGGGGUCCCGGAGAGGUGAGAUGUGACGUCUGCACAGAGCCCAAUCUCAAGGCUGAGAAGUCCUGCCUCGUGUGUCUGGCCUCCUACUGUUCAACACACAUCCAGAAUCAUUAUUCAGCUGAGAGGCUGAAGGGCCACAAGCUGGUGGAACCAGUGGGGGACAUGGACGCAAGGGCCUGUUUGAUCCACGGACGUCCCCUGGAGCUGUUCAGCAGGAACCAGCAGAAAUGUGUCUGUGUUCAGUGCAUUGACAGGCAGGAGGAAGUGGUCUCAGCCGAGGAGGAAUGCCAGGCAAAGAAGGCUCAACUUGAUGACAUCAAGAAAGAUUUUCAGCAGAAGAUUAGGGAAAGAAGAGCAAAAAUGGAUGAGAUCAACACAGCUUUGAGGAGCUGCAAGGACCAGCUGGACAGUGAGUGGUGGGAUAUCGAUAAUGUGUUCCAAGCUGUGCUGGCUAUAGUGGAGGCUGCGCAGAAGGCCAUAUUGAAGCCGGUGGAGGAGAAGAGGCGCUCACUGGAAACGGAAGCAGAAGGCCACAGCGAGAAGCUGAAAGCUGAAAUAAAAAAACUGGAGAUUUUGAUGUCCGAAAUUGACGACUUCUCGGCGCUGGAGGACCACAUGCUGUUCUUACAGAGGUUCCCGUCAGUUGCAGUCCACAGUGACCUCAUGGACUGGACAGGGGUCAAGCUCGACACGUCACUGUCGUUUGGCACCAUGAUAAAAACUACAACAAUGGCGAUGGAAAAAAUUCAACAGGAGCUCCACAAACUGUCUGCUAUAGAGCUGAGGAGAGUCCCAAAGUUUACAGUGGACGUCAAACUGGAUCCGGCCACCGCUCACAAACGCCUCGUUGUUUCUGAUGACGGCAAAGAAGUGAAGGAUGGAGGAGAGGAGCAGGAAUUGGAAGAUUCCCCUGCCAGGUUCGACCUGUUCGGCAGCGUCCUGGGGCUCUGCGGCCUCGCCUCCGGGAAGUCGUACUGGGAGGUGGAGGUCGGCCACAAGACGGGGUGGGAUCUGGGUGUGGUGAGAGGAAGCAGCAGCCGCAGGGGGAAACUGAAGGUGAACCCAGAUCACGGCUUCUGGGCUCUGGUUCAUUACGAAGAGGAGAACUACGCCGCCAUGACGGAGCCACCCCUCCGUCUCUCCCCCAGAGCAAAGCCAAAGAAGGUGGGCGUGUUUGUGGACUACGAGGAGGGUCUGGUCUCCUUCUACGACGUGACGGCUCGGUCUCACAUCUACUCCUUCCAUAAGUGCUCAUUCACCAAUGAGCUUUACCCGUAUUUCAGUCCACAUGUGAAGCAGGGCGAGAAAAACUCCGAGCCGUUGGUUAUUUCUGCUGAGAAACAAUCUGAAGGUGAAGUGGAAAGGGAGCAGAUGGAUGCGAACAUGAGCCUCCAGGUGUGCCACUACUGUGGCUGGUCCAAAGUGACCACCUACCGGGGCUUGAGGAUCCACCAGAGCAGAAUGGGUUGCACGCCGAAGGGUGCGCGGGUUGCGGAUCCCGAGCAGCAGCAGCGUCGGCAGGAGGCCGAGGCCUACAACCCUGACCUGAGCCUCUGGGUUUGCCAAUACUGUGGCUGGAGGAAUGUGACGACCUAUCGGGGGUUGAGAAUUCACCAGGGGAGGGUGGGCUGUACUCCAAAGGGAGUGAGAAUCCCUAGAGCCGAGCAUUAUCACCAGGAAUUAUUCUGGAAAGAACUGAGGCCACAACCUCAAGCGAAGAGAGACGCUGUCAAGGAACAGGAUUUUCCGGAGCCCCCAAAGGCGAGCAGGCCCCGCGGAUCGGCGGCGGCCCAGGCGGAAGCGUGGAGUGGAUCGGCGGCCUCUGCAGCUCCUCGCCGCUACUCCCUCGGAUCGGCCAGUCCAGACCGAGGCCGCCGGCCGGAGGAGUUCUCCAAACGUCCACAGGUGGACAGACCAGUAUGGGAGCCUUCGAGAGCUGCUGCUGCUGACCCCACAUGUGCAGUCCCAGCCAAAAAGAAAAACACCAAGCGCCAGACGUCACCACGGAAAACGUACACUGGAACCGUGGAGGAGCUCGAGCCAUCGUCUGGGAGCCCAGAAGCGUCUGCCCGGAGAGCCUCAGUGGCGGCACCAGUUCAGCAGCUGCAGGGCCCUGCUGCCGUCCAGGCAAAAAGACAGACGGCGGGGCCCCCGGCUGAUCCGUCAGUCCGACCCAAAGAGAGAGACGGGCGCCAUCAGACACUCCCACAGGUAAGCAGACCAGCCAGGAACCAGCGCUCCUCUCCGCCUGUGCCACCUGUGGUGCGUCCUAAGACGAAGGGCCCGGCCACGCUCAUGGAGCAGCGGGAGGGACCCCAGUGUCAGCUACUGCGAGAAAUUCAGAACACCUCGCGAAGAGAAAACAAGAUGGGAGACGAGGAAAAGCGAGGCAAAGACCCUGCUGAGCUGGCGUCUGAGACUAAGACAUCAGCCUGGAAGCGGCUGUCGAAUCCCCCCCCAGUUCCACCGAGGAGAAGCCACUCCGUUUCGCUGAAGGCGAAGCGCGAGAAGUCCAAACCGCAGAUGGAGCAAGAGACUCUGAGUUGUGUGAGAGGAAAAUGUCCACCGGGAGAAAAGACAUCAGAGAAGGUGAAGAGAGCGACUGUUACAAGCGGCGGAGUUCUGUCUGCUACACAAACAGCAGCAGCACACGCCGCCAAACACUCGCCGGAGGAGGAUCCGACGCCACCGUCUGGAUCGGCGCGGCCUGAUUUGGGCCGCGGCCGGAAGGUGGAGUGGGCUCCCGGUGAAAGGAGGGGGGACGCCGUCCAGGUGAGGGAGCUGGCGCAGAGGUUUUCAAACACCGAGGCCCGAGAAAAACCAGUGGGACCGGGGGGAAGAGUCGGAGGCGGACGCGGGCUCUCACAGGCAACGUUCCUUGAUCUGAAAAUCUCAGUGACGACGGACCAGGAAACGGCAGCCCAACCAAAAGAAGAGGACGGAGAGGGAGAAGAGCUGCAAACGGUGAGGCAGCUCGUUCGGAUGUUUUCCGCCAUGGUAACGGCUUCUUUUGGAGUGCUUCCGGGGACCGAGGCAAUCGCUCGCAGGGUCCGAAACCACUUCGCUCCCGGAGCUCGCCACUGGGUUGAAGGUCAGGGAUCUGACUCGGAUGUGUUCGGAGACCACGGCGUGAAGGAGCAGCCUGACCAAAGGAGAGGCAGAGAAAUUGAGAAAAAAAGGGGGCAGCCUGACAUCAAACCUCCUCUAGAAAAAGAGAAAAACGACCCAUAACUCUUCUGCUUUCACUGUUCCACACUGUCCGUGUGCAAGCCUUUUUUGCCUUAAAAAUGUCACAUGCUGUUAGGAUCAUCUUAUAUUUACUAGUUUUAGACUUUUACUUUAUUUCUGGAUUGCAUGUUUUGUUGAUUUUAAGAAUGAUGCUCCGACGCUGGGCUGUCUGUGGUUGCAUUCCCAAGUUCCUCUUCUUUCUACGAGACAUUAGAUACUUAUAUACACAUUUCUUAUCACAUCUCAGUGAAACGUGCAUGGAUUAGGACCUUGUCCUGAUCAGGUCAGAGGGUUCUGGUUGUGUCCAGCCUUCCUGCUGUACGGGGCAGGCCCAGCCCAAGAACAUAGAUGUCCAUCAAACCCGGAAAUCCGGGCACUUUUCUGACAGAGAUCCUAUCAGAAGAGAUUUGUCAAUUAAGAGCCCAGCGCUGAGUGAAUUUACCUGCCACCCAAAAAAAGGACUCACUUGCACUCUGAUCAUUUCUCUGGUUUACCCUCAGGCCUCCAAUAUAAGAAUC
Molecule: messenger RNA, 4922 nt
Organism: Menidia menidia (Atlantic silverside)
Lineage: Eukaryota; Metazoa; Chordata; Actinopteri; Atheriniformes; Atherinopsidae
Source: the annotation of a GenBank genome assembly